CCAAGAUGGCGGAGGUGAGCGGGGUGAGGAGCAGAAAUCACUUCGAGCCAAAAUGCGAAAACCGAGUCCCCGACGAAGGCUUGAGUGGAGUAGAGGAAGUCCCUAUUGUUCGUAGACGUAACCAGAGGCCUCCACUAGCCAGUUCUGAAGACCUGGAUGAUGUAUUGUUUCCCAGGACCAUGGCCUCAAACUCGGGUACAGGUGCCAAGCUCAACCCCUCACAAGAUGAAAUGAUUCAAGAUGAAGAGCCGACAGUAGAGGAAGAAAAGGCCAAGCCUAUCCAGAUCGUCCUGGCCAACGAGGAUGAGCACAGCUUUGAGCUGGACGCCGCAGCGCUGGAGAAGAUCCUGCUGCAGGAUCACGUGAAGGACCUGAAUGUGGUGGUGGUGUCUGUGGCCGGGGCCUUCCGCAAAGGCAAAUCCUUCCUGCUGGACUUCAUGCUGCGCUACAUGCACAAUCAGCGGACUGACUUCUGGAUAGGAGGUGAUGAUGAGCCCCUGACAGGGUUCACCUGGAGAGGAGGCUGCGAGAGGGAGACCACAGGAAUCCAGGUCUGGAGUGAUGUCUUUGUGGUCGACAAGCCCGACGGCAGCAAGGUUGCUGUUCUCCUUGUUGACACCCAGGGAGCGUUUGACAGCCAGUCCACCAUCAAGGAUUGUGCUACUGUGUUUGCUCUGAGCACAAUGACCAGCUCUGUGCAGGUGUACAAUCUCUCCCAGAACAUCCAGGAAGACGAUCUGCAGCAUCUGCAGCUUUUCACAGAGUAUGGCCGACUCGCAAUGGAAGAAAUCUACCUUAAACCUUUCCAGUCCCUGAUGUUCCUGAUUCGGGACUGGAGUUAUCCUUAUGAACACAACUACGGCCUUGAAGGGGGAAACUCCUUCCUGGACAAAAGACUACAGGUGAAACAGAACCAACAUGAAGAGUUGCAGAACGUAAGGAAGCACAUCCACUCCUGCUUCUCCAACAUCGGCUGCUUUCUGCUGCCACAUCCUGGGCUCAAGGUGGCGACUAACCCGCACUUUGACGGCAGGCUUAAAGACAUCGAUGAAGAUUUUAAAAAGGAGUUAGCCAGGCUGGUGCCUCUCCUGCUUGCCCCAGAGCGACUGGUGGAGAAGGAGAUCGGAGGCAACAAAGUCACCUGCAGAGAUCUCCUGGAGUACUUCAAGGCUUACAUAAAGAUCUACCAAGGCGAGGAACUGCCGCACCCAAAGUCCAUGCUGCAGGCGACAGCAGAAGCAAACAACCUGACAGCUGUGGCAGGAGCCAAAGAUUUGUACAGCAAGAACAUGGAGACGAUCUGUGGAGGGGACAAGCCAUACAUCGCUCCAGGCGACCUCGAGCGCUGCCACGAGGAGUUUCGUGAGCACUCAGUGCGUUAUUUCCGCUCUGUGAAGAAAAUGGGCGGCGACGAGUUCUGCCAGCGCUACCAGAACCAGCUGGAGACUGAGCUGGAUGAGACCUACACCAACUUCUCAAAGCACAACGACGGGAAGAACAUCUUCUACGCAGCUCGAACACCUGCCACGCUCUUUGCGGUCAUGUUUGUGACCUACGUGGUGUCUGGGGUGACGGGAUUCAUCGGCCUGAGCACCUUAGCGGUGCUAGCUAACAUGGUCAUGGGUGUGGCGCUGCUGGCACUGUGCGCCUGGGCAUAUGUGAAGUAUUCUGGAGAGUUUCGAGAGGUGGGAGCGUUGAUAGAUCUGGUGGCUGAGACACUCUGGGAACAGGUUUUGAAGCCACUAACUGAACAAUAUAUGGAAGACAACGUCAGACAGACGGUGGUUAACUCGCUCAAAGCCAGCUUGACAGAACAGGGUUCGCAUCACACCAAGUUAAAGACUCACUGACGCUCUUCCUCCUCCUCUUCCUUCAUGUCCCCGUCAUGUUCAUCACGCUCCUGCCCACUCGCUCAAUGUGUUCAAUCCUAGGACUGUGGAACUAGUUCAACACCAAAGCUGACCUUCUUUUACUUCCACCCUGAACGCCCCUCAUCAUCACAUCACAUGCUGCCCACCUCCUCCUCCUUCUCUGUGAUCUGUAGUGGACCUGUUGGCUCGCUGUCCGCCCUGCUCUUCAUUGCCCCCCCCCCCCCCCCCAGUGCCUCAGAGCAGAAACUGCACAUUCUCCAGAAGAGGAUCGAGCAGAGAAGCCGGCGUCGCCUCUUGCCAAAACAGCAUCUUUGAAGGACUGUUAUCUUCUCCAGUGUGCCAUGCUGCCAUAGAUGCAUCGUGUGUUGUAAUGCAUACUGUAGGCUCUCACACACACACACACACACACACACACACACACACACACACACACACACACACACCAACACCAACAAGAGUACUUUUGAUAUCUGACAUCCAGUUGACUGCACUCGCUUCAGACUUGAGCUGUAAUUCAGGGAAAACUGACACCGCCGAGGGCAGCUGUUUUUCAAACUGAAACACUUUGUGUGCAUUUAAUCAUCCCAUCUACGAGCGCUUGGUUUACUUUCUCUUCACUUUAUUAUCGUUUCCUUUAAGCACAAGCGACUAAUUGACUCAGAAAACUAAUAAUGAGGUGAUUAUGUUCUGAGUCUUUUGGUUUGUUUUUCUUGUUUGUUUGUUUUUUUAUUUCAGUAAAAUCAGGAAACAGAUUUUAUUGAUGAAACUUGAAGUGAAGGUAAAUUGAUCGCUGCUGUCACGGACCAGCUGGAAAGGCGAUUUUUUUUUUUAACUACCUAAACUGCACACCUGUGUCCCGGUGGGCUGAUCGAUCUCCAUCUUCAAAAUCUGAACUGACGAGUGCAGUUUUUCUCUUCUGACAUAUACAUAGUAGUUCACCUGUCUGCCUCCAUUUCUUCACUCAUUCAGUCAUUUACACUAAAUUUGGAAGAGGUGUUAACCAGGUAACAUCUGUAUACUCAAAAUCUGGGCUCAGGUUGCUUCUAGACGAGACCUUGGUCUGUCUGUCCGUCUUGUCUCCCUUUAAUAUUUUGUGAUUCUGAAGAGAAUUGUAAGGAGCCUCUUAGCUGAUUUUUUUCUUUUUCUUUUUUUGGGGUCUGUUUUUAUUUUAGAACUGACAUGUUUUAUCUGGCCUUCAGCGUCUCGUAACGGACAUGCCAGUGUUUGGCCCUCUGCAUGGUGUUAAUAGCUACUGCGUUGUAGCAUUAAGCUAGCUAAGAGCUUGUAGAUGCCAGCUGUAGUCAGGUAACCAGAGAGGAUCAUCAUCUUGAACCAUUUUUUCUCUCUUUCAUCGCCUUUUUCAUUAAAGCUGCACUAGUCCUGCGUUUUUCCAGGCAUCUUUAGGACCUACAGGCUGUAAGUUUGAUUCUCGCUUCUAGGAGCUCUCAGACUCAUUCAGUUUUCUGAUCCGACUGUAAACAAACAAAUUGUUGCUUCAACUUGAUUUUUUUUUUUUUUUUUUUAAUCAAACUUGUAAUUUCCAAUCAAAGGAAUUGUUUGACAUGGGAACAUGCACUUAUUUGCUUUCUUGUCAAGAAUGAAAUAAAAGGAUGCCACUCUUUGGUUUAGCUUAGCAAAAGAACUGGAAGCAGAUGGAAACAGCUAGGCCUGCUCUGUGCAAAGUUAAAAAUGUUCAUCAGUAACUCUAAAGCUCACUCUUUAACAGUUUUUAAUCUUGUGUGUUAAACCGUCAAUUUGUGUUGUUGUUGGGGUUUUGUGUUGUAACUUUUCCUUCCACAAAUUGUUGUUUUCACAUUUAAAGAAUUAAAUAAAUUAAAUAUAAUUAAUCAGUGAGAUUUAGAGGUGUGGCUUAGGAAGAUUUUUGAGACUUUGGACAGAGGUAGGCUAGCUGAUUCCCCUUGUUUCCAGUCUUUAUACUAAGCUGCUAGCUGAGAGAUGUGAGUUAUCAUUUUUCCAUUCUGAGCAAGAAAGUUUUAAUCUUCCUAAAAAUAUCAAAAUAUUUAUUGAACUGACGAAUGAUUCAGUCUUUAUUAACCCUCUUGUUUUCUUCUUCUCCUGACUAAAUCAGUGUCACUUGACUGCUGAUCAUCUUUUCAGUAAAACAGAUGUCAGUCAAGUCAAGUGACAAGGCGCCAUUUAUGUCAGGUUGUUAAAAUGAUUUCUCCGCAGUAAGAAGCAGAUUUAACGUUUUAGUUCAGUCUAACAGCUGCAUCACUUCUGUCUGAGCUCUUCUGCAUCAAUUCCAUCCACAUUAUUUCUCACCUCAAGCGCCAGUCUCGUACUGUACAGUCUCUCUUCUUCUUCUUCUGUGUUCACAUUACAAAUCGGGCAUGUAUGUUGAAUUAAAUAUUUAAAUAAACUUUGUAUACAUUUUAUAGUGAAUCAGAUGACAAUGGCUGUUUUUUUUCCUUCUUUUGAUCAACUUAACAGUCUGUGGUUUGUUAAAGAAAGAUAAGUUGCUGCUGUAGGUUUACAUUAGUUUUCUCCUGUUUGUGAGAAUGUUCAUAGAAACACGGUGUGAAUACUCGGAUUCUGAUAGGAAAAUCUUUGUGUCGAGUGGGUCGGAGACAAAUGUCUUGUCUGCCUUUUAAAGAUAUCUCUGGUAAUUUAUUUUUGAAUAAAAUGUUUACCUUAAGAAUAAAUCAUCCAUACAAUUA
Messenger RNA from Scomber japonicus (chub mackerel), 4549 nucleotides. Its product is annotated as atlastin-2-like. Gene Ontology annotation, molecular function: GTP binding; GTPase activity. The record is from RefSeq and is a predicted model, not a curated record. Lineage: Eukaryota; Metazoa; Chordata; Actinopteri; Scombriformes; Scombridae. The transcript has 14 exons. Gene Ontology annotation, biological process: endoplasmic reticulum organization; protein homooligomerization. The coding region runs from base 6 to 1850 and encodes 614 amino acids.